Cooperia oncophora is the source of this 660-nucleotide messenger RNA. The record is from the annotation of a GenBank genome assembly. NCBI's taxonomy places the organism in Eukaryota, Metazoa, Nematoda, Chromadorea, Rhabditida, Trichostrongylidae.
AUGUCACCAACCGGUAUGAGGCGCGCGCACGCUUCAAAGACCUGGAAAAGGCUGAGGUUCGAACCUGAUGAUGAGGCCGUUUCGAAAGAUCUGGAGAGUCUUGAGGAGAAAAAAGAGGUCGAUGAGGAAGUGACGGAGCCACCGAAGAAGAGACGAAGGAGUCGCAAGACUGGCAGGUCCAGGAAAUUAAGUCUUGAGGAGAAAAAAGAGGUCGAUGAGGAAGUGACGGAGCCACCGAAGAAGAGACGAAGGAGUCGCAAGACUGGCAGGUCCAGGAAAUUAAGGAAAGCAUCACUUCCUUCUAGGACAAGAAUGGCAGAUGAGCAAAGGGAGGCCAGCAAUUCGAGAUCAAGGGAGGAUUCGCAUGAGCAGGACGAUGAGCCGGAGACCACUACCGCCAUGACCUUCAGACGGAAGAUACUACGUCUGAGCAAAAUUAAUCGAGAGCCGUACAGACCGGAAGAAGAAAACGCCGAAUAUAGACCGCGAAAAUCACGACCUCACACGAGAAGGGUCAAGAAGGUGAAAAGGCAUCGAAGGACAAAGACGCCUAAAAGUAUGUCCGCCAAUGCAUCACCCCUCAAACAGCACUGCCUGAACAUUCGAACGUUCGCACGACAAUUCGGUAGCAACCGACAUCGAAGAAUUCGCGCAAGGUAA